UGGGUGUGAACCAUGAGAUAACCCAAAGUGGUCACUUAAAGAUGUCUGACAAUGCAGAGUCCCCAACGGAAACCCAGAAAGAAGAGACGACUUCGACGGAUCCUUCCGCGACUAGUGAUGAAAAGAAAAAAAUUGAUGUGCUGUUGAAGGCAGUGGGAGACACUCCAAUAAUGAAAAAAAAGAAGUGGGCAGUGGACAGGGGGAGGACGUUGCAGUCCCUGUCUCAGUUCAUCUCUCGCUUCCUCAAACUUGAUGCUUCGGAACAGCUGUUCAUCUAUGUCAAUCAGUCUUUUGCCCCAUCGCCAGAUCAAGAAGUUGGAAUUCUCUUUGAUUGUUUCGGCAGCGAUGGCAAACUAGUUCUACAUUACUGUAAAUCUCAAGCCUGGGGUUAAAUUCUUCAUUUUGUCUUAAUUCGUCCCAUAAAUAUACAUUUAUUGUUUCGUCCCUCCUUUUGGUACAUGAUUUAUUUAGUUUGUUUUUAUAUGUACAUGCACUGUAAAUAACUUAUUGUAAUUUUGGUUUGUUCUGGAUCAACAUUUUAUCUCCAAAAAUAAAUUGGGGCUCAGUCUUGUCGGCUUAAGAAUAA
Messenger RNA from Nothobranchius furzeri (turquoise killifish), 586 nucleotides. RefSeq names its product ATG12 autophagy related 12 homolog (S. cerevisiae) (gene atg12). NCBI's taxonomy places the organism in Eukaryota, Metazoa, Chordata, Actinopteri, Cyprinodontiformes, Nothobranchiidae. Gene Ontology annotation, cellular component: phagophore assembly site membrane; Atg12-Atg5-Atg16 complex; cytoplasm. Gene Ontology annotation, biological process: autophagy of mitochondrion; C-terminal protein lipidation; nucleophagy. The record is from RefSeq and is a predicted model, not a curated record.